AUGAACAUGAGACUGGCCUGCGAAACAUCGACAGGGGGCCAUUUGCCCAACUCGCAAGUAUAUGGGCUGUCCACAAUACCGGCUUUACGUGCCCAUGAAGAGCACCCCACAAGCUUGACCGACCCAAAUUUUCAACAUUACGACCGUUACGAACGUUACGACCACCCAACCACUUUGUAUCAGCGCCAGCAGCAGCACCUUCCUCCUCGCACCCCCACUCCCCUCCUCACCCGCGAUCACGACGGACGAUCCACGCCCUCCUCGCACAGAUCUCUCAGACGCACUCCCAAGUUCGAGGCUGCCGCUUCUAGCCCUAGAUCCAGCCAGCGAACUCCUCGAAGGGUCCAUAUCGAGGCUGUCUCUGUAGGAAUAAGUCCCGUUGCACGAUACGUGACAGCCGGUUCCUCGGAGACCCCUCUCGAUAAGGGAAAGGCCAAAGAAGUUCUACCACCACUCCCGGAGCAGAGCCAAACCCGCCAAGACUCCCCUGCACCUGAAAGGCCUGUUCGCCAGCCCCCCAGGCGGAUACUCUCCCAAGAUCUCAGCGAGGAUCCCAACGAUCAAGAUUCUACUGCUCCCGCACAGUCUCCCAGAGAAAAGCGCGUCUCGUUUGUGCCACAGAAGACAGGGCUCGAACCUCAUCCCGUCGUUCGCAUCUCCAAGCACACUCACAGUGCCAUCCUCUGGGCACUCGAGGAAGCCUUGCGUUAUCCUAACCCAUUCACCCCGGACCUGAUUGAAGAGAGCGCAUCGAUGGCCGAUCUCCUACAUGGAGGCCCGGCGACGACCAAUGGGCAGGCUUCAGGAUCAUCGCGCCCAACGGCCCCGCCGGCUCCCGUAGGCUCGCCCGCAAGCGGCAUACGUGGUCCUAAGAUGAUCAUGCAGGAACGGCGCGAGCGUGAGCAGCGGCGCAAGGACGAAGCAACGCGUCGAGAAGCCGAGGCGCGUGAGAGAGAGGAAUUGGAACGCGACGCACAGGCCGAGCAGGAGCAGCGCGUAUGGGAGGAGCGCGAACGUCAGCUCCGGCUCGAGCAACAGAGGCAGCAGGAGAUCUCAAAGGAACUCCAGAUGCGCGAGCGCGAGCGUAGGGCUCAACAACAACAAGCUGCUGGCGCUGAUAUACCACCCCAAUCAUUAGAUCCAGCAAUCCAACGGAGGCAACAGAGAGCCGCCGAGGCGCAUGCAGCGCGGUUAUUAGAUGCACAACGACACGUGUCACAAACGCAGGGCCUUGCGGCAGGACAGCAUUUGUCGCACGGCUCACAGCACAGAAGGCCUUCACAAACCCAACAGACAGGAGCACAACAGGCAGCAGGUCCCAGCUUCUCGGGCCCGCCCCCAACUUCAGCAGUGCCAGCUCCUACAAGUGGACCUGGCUACCAGACUGCCGAGCCGUCUGCAACAGGCGCCAACUCGAGCCGUCCUAGGAACUCGUUUCCGCACGCCUUUGAGCGAUGGGAGGCUCUGUCAGCACACUGGGAGGGCCUGACCAGCUUCUGGAUUCGUCGCCUGCAGCAGCACGCCGAGGAGAUUGAGCGCGACCCGCUCUCGCAGCAGCUUGCGAGACAGAACACCGACCUCUCGGCCGCGGGCGCCAAUCUCUUCCAUGCAGUGGUCGAGCUGCAGCGACUGCGCGCCUCUUCUGAGCGCAAGUUUCAGCGCUGGUUCUUUGAGACCCGGACGGAAAUUGAGAAGCUUCAGGAGCAAAAUGCUAUCCUGAAUAGGACCUUGGAAGAAGAGAGGCAGCAACACGCAGAUGCUAUCCGCGACGCAGUAGAGCAUGAGGGCGCCAAUAGCAAGAUACAGCGGCAGUUGGCCGAGAUGCGCAAAGAGCUGCUGAUCAGCAAGGAGGAGGCACGGCGGGCCUGGGAGGAGCUGGGCAGGAGAGAGGAGGCGGAGAGGGAAUGGACCCAGAGUCUGCAACAAGGUCUGCCCACUAGUGUCGGUGGUGUCCAGGUCGUGCCGAUGAACGCAGGCAUCCCUUCGCGCAACGCCAGUACGAGAGAUGGCUCACAGCCGCAACAACAGCCGCAGCAGCAACAGCAGCAGCAGCAGGUCGAGUAUGGUUCAUCGGCACAAGCCGGACCGAGUGACAAUGGCCGUGGAUCACACCGGCCAGCGUCAUCCGGUGGGUACAGCGCAAACAUGCCGCCAACAACAAGCAGUGGCGGUCAGGCGUACUACCAACCACAAAUGCCGGCAGCGGCUUCAGUACAUGAGCAGCGAAGCUACGGCGACGGUCGGUCAGAGGGAGGCUACAGCGAAGGCGAGUAUGCCAUCGACUCGCACGGCAAUUUCAUCCGCGAUUCGAUGGGGAACAAGAUUCCUUUCCGUGGUGGCACCACAUCACCUGCCGAGGAGGGAGCGCCUUCUGACCUGGGACACCACAUGGCCGAGGACUACGACAUGAUGCCGCCCGGGAGCUCUCACAGUGGCGGUAUCCCGCCAGCGCUGACGUACCCGCCCCCGCCACGGGAGCCUCCUCAGUGGCAGCAGGAGCCUCAGCCCCCAGCUGCAGACUAUGCCGGUCAGGGAUAUGGCGCUCCCGGAUGGGAGACAGUGCCGAGGCACAGACACCCAACGCGUUUGAGUGUGAUUGAGGAAGACGAGAGGAGUCGUGCCAGCAAGACCACGAGCCAGAUCAGUCGACCUUGA
This is a messenger RNA of Pyricularia pennisetigena, 2655 nucleotides long. RefSeq lists its product as uncharacterized. The transcript is spliced from 2 exons. The coding region runs from base 1 to 2655 and encodes 884 amino acids. The record is from RefSeq and is a predicted model, not a curated record. NCBI's taxonomy places the organism in Eukaryota, Fungi, Ascomycota, Sordariomycetes, Magnaporthales, Pyriculariaceae.